Molecule: messenger RNA, 1280 nt
Organism: Mesocricetus auratus (golden hamster)
Lineage: Eukaryota; Metazoa; Chordata; Mammalia; Rodentia; Cricetidae
Exons: 3
Coding region: 465-1124 (219 amino acids)
Source: RefSeq, a predicted model, not a curated record
GAACAUUUUACAGCAAAUCCAUUGCGAUGCAGGAAUUAAAAGACCACGUGACCUUCCACAGCGCUUACGAGCCUCUGAGACCCUUGAGCUCUCAUUGGGUGUGUGGCUUGCCAGAUGAUUAUUUCCCAACCAAUGAGCUUAGAGCUCUUGAGGCCAGAGGCCAGCCUUUUGUACCUUGGAGUUUCCGCUAACCACCAAGGCAUAUCCGGGGAUGGUCUCAUCUCCACAGAAGUUUCUUGUCCUUCCUGCGCAGACUCAGACUGUCGUUGCCCAGAAGACUUCCUUUAGGUGUGAGGCCACCACCUCUGCACUUCCCAGAAUUCCCUGUGCCUACACCCUGCUACAAAAUCCCCAGUGCUCGUCUGGAGAAGUGUGCUGCCGUCCUGUGAGCUGCUGCCACUGCUGUUGGCUUCAGCUUUAGUGCAGUUUCGCACAACUCCUGGCCUCCGGGUGUCCCUUGCGACAUGGCCUACAUCAACUGUCAAGACUGGGCUGUAGGUGACUUGUGCCGCAGAGCUGCUAGCGAUGGAGACUUGGACUUGAGGGAAGAAUUCCUCAUAGUAGCUCUGUUGUCUCUCGAGUGGCUUCUAUUUGUGGGAAUCCUUGGCUUCCUGACUUUCCAGAUAAUUUUGCAAACCAUUUGGAAAAAUGAGGAGGAGGAUCAGGAGGUGGCUGACAUCACCAUAUUGCAGAAACCUCCACCCUACAAUGAAGAGCAGCAGAAUGUGUAUGAAGAAGAGGAUGGAUUUGAGUUCGAUUUCGGUGAGGAUUUUUAUGAGGACUUGGACUUCAAGGAGUACUCGAAUGAAGAGGACAGUGAGGAGGAAGAUGAUGACGAUUCAGGAACUUCAAGUGUCUGUUCAACCAUUGAUAGAUUCCUACAUGAUGAAGUUAAGUAUAAACUGUCUUAUUAUUUUCGUCACCUUGGUGUUCUGGAGCCACAAUCAGCGGUCACUGGUGAACCAACUGCCUAUGAAUAUGAAACAUCAGAUGAGUCAUUUGAAGGAAAUGCAGAUGAGGAGCAAUGGGGAGAGGACGAAAGUGGAAACUUUGAAGAAGAGCCUUACAAGGACAGGGUUUUGCCAGAAUGGUACUUCCCUGAGGAACGCAGUUGCAAAGCCUAGAAGAAAAGAACGUGUGGAGAAAGGGGAAAGUUAAGUUUCUGGCGUUUGGUCUAGCCCCAAAAUUUGACUUUGUUCUACAGUUCAUCGCAGAAAAAAUGCCAUCCUCUGACAUCUGACUUUACACUAACUUUUCAUGGAUGCUUAUGGCUACCUUUG